Messenger RNA from Ceratotherium simum simum (southern white rhinoceros), 3326 nucleotides. Lineage: Eukaryota; Metazoa; Chordata; Mammalia; Perissodactyla; Rhinocerotidae. The record is from RefSeq and is a predicted model, not a curated record.
AUGGUAAAAAUGACGACAGCAGCUGGCAUGUCCCAGGCACUCACUGUUGAUGAGCCACCCGAGGGAGACGCUAGCCCUUCAGGGACUAACCUUCUGCCCUCAGGAGCCCUGGGGAGCAGCAGUCUGAGCAAAGAGAGCCCAGAGGAGAGAAUGACAGUGGCCCCUCCGAAUCCGGCGCAGUCAGGAGAAGAGCUUCAGGAGCCGGAGCUGGAGGGGACAGCCCCCUCUGUGCAUCAAGACCCCACCGCCCUGUCCACGCUGCUCCCUGAGGAGGCCGGCCCCAAGCAGGCCUUUCCCCCCAGGAAGAAGCUGCCAUCACUCAAGCAGGUGAACUCGGCUAGGAAACAGCUGAGGCCGAAGGCCACCUCCGCAGCAGCCCUCCAGAGGGCAGGGUCCCAGCCAGCAUCCCCGGGCCUGGGUGUCCCCUCCUCCGCCACGGAGAAGCCCCGACCCCCGAGGGACCCGGACCCAGUGGCCUCGGAGGAGACCCGCCGGCUUUCGGAGGAGGAGCCCCUCUGGCUAGACAGGAGGGAAGGUGCAGCCCCCACAACGCCCGCGCCCCUGCAGAUCUCCCCGUUCACCUUGCAGCCCUUCGUGGCCCAGACGCUCCCCCAGAAGCCCAACCUUGGGGAGCCCGCCGCGCCCGAGGAGGCCCAAGAGGCUCCACCUGAGGACGCCAGUCCCAUGACCUUGAUGGACAAAGGCGAGAACGAGCUGACCGGGUCAGCCUCAGAGGAGAGCCAGGAGACCACGACGUCCACCAUUAUUACCACCACGGUCAUCACAACGGAGCAGGCCCCAGCUCUCUGCGGUGUGAGCUUCUCCGACCCUGAAGGGUACAUCGACUCUGGUGACUACCCACCGCUGCCCCUCAACAACUUCCUGGAGUGCACGUACAAUGUGACAGUCUACACUGGCUACGGGGUGGAGCUCCAGGUGAAGAGCGUGAACCUGUCCGAGGGGGAGCUGCUCUCCAUCCGUGGGGUGGAUGGCCCCACCCUGACCGUCCUGGCGAACCAGACCCUCCUGGUAGAGGGGCAGGUAAUCCGAAGCCCCACCAACACCAUCUCCGUCUACUUCCGGACCUUCCAGGACGACGGCCUGGGGACCUUCCAGCUGCACUACCAGGCCUUCAUGCUGAGCUGCAACUUUCCCCGCCGGCCCGACUAUGGGGACGUCACAGUGAAGGACCUGCACUCAGGCGGGGUGGCCCACUUCCACUGCCACCUGGGCUAUGAGCUCCAGGGUGCCAAGACACUGACAUGCAUCAACGCCUCCAAGCCCCACUGGAGCAGCCAGGAGCCCAUCUGCUCAGCCCCUUGUGGAGGAGCUGUGCACAACGCCACCAUUGGCCGUGUCCUCUCCCCAAGUUACCCUGGAAACACCAAUGGUAGCCAGUUCUGUGUGUGGACAAUUGAAGCUCCAGAGGGCCAGAAGCUGCAUCUACACUUUGAGAGGCUGUCGCUGCAUGAGAAGGACAGGAUGAUGGUCUACAGUGGGAUGACCAACAAGUCCGCCCUUCUCUAUGACUCCCUCCAAACCGAGAGCGUCCCCUUUGAGGGCCUGCUGAGCGAAGGCCACUGCAUCCGCAUCGAGUUCACGUGGGACCACCCGCAGGUGGCCUCAGCCUUCAACAUCCGGUUCGAGGCCUUUGAGAAAGGCCACUGCUAUGAGCCCUACAUUCAGAAUGGGAAUUUCACCACAUCUGACCCCACGUAUAACAUCGGGACCAUAGUGGAGUUCACCUGCGACCCCGGCCACUCUCUGGAGCAGGGCCCGGCCAUCAUCGAGUGCAUCAACGUGCGGGACCCCUACUGGAAUGACACGGAGCCAUUGUGCAGAGCCGUAUGUGGUGGGGAGCUCUCUGCCGUGGCCGGGGUGGUGCUGUCUCCCAACUGGCCAGAGCCCUAUGUGGAAGGUGAAGAUUGUGUCUGGAAGAUCCACGUAGGGGAGGAGAAACGGAUCUUCCUAGAUAUCCAGUUCCUGAACCUGAGCAACAGCGACAUCCUGACCAUCUACGACGGCGAUGAGGUCAUGCCCCAUAUCUUGGGGCAGUACCUUGGGAACAGUGGCCCCCAGAAGCUGUACUCGUCCACGCCGGACCUAACCAUCCAGUUCCACUCGGAUCCUGCUGGCCUCAUCUUUGGGAAGGGCCAGGGAUUUAUCAUGAACUACGUUGAGGUAUCAAGGAACGACUCCUGCUCAGAUUUGCCCGAGAUCCAGAACGGCUGGAAAACCACGUCCCACACGGAGCUUGUGAGGGGAGCCAGAAUCACAUACCAGUGUGACCCCGGCUACGACAUCGUGGGGAGCGACACCCUCACCUGCCAGUGGGACCUCAGCUGGAGCAGCGACCCCCCAUUUUGUGAGAAAAUUAUGUACUGCACCGACCCUGGAGAAGUGGACCACUCGACCCGCCUAAUCUCGGACCCUGUCCUGCUGGUGGGCACCACCAUCCAGUAUACCUGCAACCCCGGCUUUGUGCUUGAAGGCAGCUCUCUGCUGACCUGCUACAGCCGUGAGACUGGCACUCCCAUCUGGACCUCUCGCCUGCCCCACUGUGUCUCGGAGGAGUCCCUGGCGUGUGACAACCCAGGGUUACCUGAAAAUGGGUACCAAAUUCUGUACAAGAGACUGUACCUGCCCGGAGAGUCCCUCACCUUCAUGUGCUACGAGGGCUUCGAGCUCAUGGGCGAAGUGACCAUUCGAUGCAUCCUGGGGCAGCCAUCCCACUGGAACGGACCGCUGCCUGUUUGUAAAGUUAAUCAAGACAGCUUUGAACACGCUUUAGAAGGUGAGGCAGUAGCAGAGACGUCUCUGGAAGGGGGAAACAUGGCGCUGGCUAUCUUCAUCCCGGUCCUCAUCAUCUCCUUACUGCUGGGAGGAGCCUACAUUUACAUCACCAGAUGUCGCUAUUACUCCAACCUCCGCCUGCCCCUGAUGUACUCCCACCCCUACAGCCAGAUCACCGUGGAAACCGAGUUUGACAACCCCAUUUACGAGACAGGGGAGACCAGAGAGUAUGAAGUUUCCAUCUAAAGAGAGCUACACUUAGAAGGGAACUUACAGAUCUGAACUCAACCACAAUCUCCUCAAGAAAUUCAUCCAGAGACCAUGUGGCAUUUGAUCGAAACCCCAGAGUGUCGGCUGUCUUUUCUUUAGACUCUUUAUUGAAGAGUUACUGUUUUCUUCACUGUAUUUAUUAUAUUUAAAAUUGAAAUAGGUGAGGUUGGAUGUAUUGCAGCUGCAGCCAAAUUCACGUGACGACAUCAAUUCUGAAGGCAGGCGGAGGACCUGCACAAUGGCAGACACAGCAGCAGCGGGAA